Messenger RNA from Melampsora larici-populina 98AG31, 942 nucleotides. RefSeq lists its product as uncharacterized. NCBI's taxonomy places the organism in Eukaryota, Fungi, Basidiomycota, Pucciniomycetes, Pucciniales, Melampsoraceae. Gene Ontology annotation, molecular function: ribokinase activity. The transcript is spliced from 5 exons. Gene Ontology annotation, biological process: D-ribose metabolic process. The record is from RefSeq and is a predicted model, not a curated record. The coding region runs from base 1 to 942 and encodes 313 amino acids.
AUGCUUGGUCAGAAGCAGUAUCAACAAUCCUUGUCCGUCGAUCAUAUAGUUCGAGAAGGUGAGACUAUUGGCUCUAGUGCUUACUCACGUCGGCCAGGUGGCAAGGGGGCCAAUGCCGCGGUGGCUCUUGCGAAAGCCGGCGUCCCGGUCUCCCUGGUCGGCUUGAUUGGACAAGACGCAAUGUGGCUCAAGGAUUCUAUCAAAGGACACGGCGUAAAUGUUGAUCAGUUAAUGGCAAUUUCGGAGCUCCCCACCGGUCGGGCUAUCAUUCAAGUUUCUCAGACUGGCGAAAACUCAAUUGUACUUGUUCAUGGAGCCAAUCACGCUCCCUCCAAUGCCUGGCCACCCUUAACAGUCGAUCGUAGGGUAUUUAGCCAUUUACUCCUACAGAACGAAAUCCCAUUAUCCGAGACUUGUGCAGCAUUGAAGGCAGCCAAGAAAUAUGACGUCUGUACAAUUUUCAACCCUUCGCCUCUUCCAUCGAAAUCAGAAAUUCAAAACGUGAUACCCUGGAGUACAGUAGAUUGGUUGAUUGUCAAUCAAGAAGAAGCUCGAGCGCUCACAAAAGCUACUCGACCAGAUCAUCAAGCGGAUGUCGAUAUCAAGAUCGAAUCUGGUCAAGCAGGAGUCGUAAUGACACUGGGAGCGAAUGGUUGUCAGGUUGGAUUCCGAGCCAAGUCUGGUGAGAAGUCUUGGACAGUUUUUAGCUCAUUAGCUAGUAAAGGUACACGACCGGUAGUUGACACCACUGGUGCUGGAGAUUGCUUCACAGCUUAUUUCAUUGCUCAACUGAUGACUAUGGAAAUUGAAAAGCGGUUAAAGCUAGAAGAUGUUAAACGGGCCACUUCACUAGCAGGCAAAGCAGCAAGGAUUUGUGUGGAGAAAGAGGGUACUAUUGAUAGUUAUCCAACUUUGAAAGAAGUCAUGUCUAUAACUGAUUAA